Molecule: messenger RNA, 1180 nt
Organism: Aspergillus sclerotioniger CBS 115572
Lineage: Eukaryota; Fungi; Ascomycota; Eurotiomycetes; Eurotiales; Aspergillaceae
Product: RING finger domain protein
Exons: 2
Coding region: 97-1119 (340 amino acids)
Biological process (GO): protein polyubiquitination; protein monoubiquitination
Molecular function (GO): ubiquitin protein ligase activity
Source: RefSeq, a predicted model, not a curated record
GGAUCAGUCAUCCGCCGCGAUAGCAUCAACUCCACCACUCCAUGACAUCCAUCGUCCCGUCCCAACGCCUAUUUCUCGCAGACGGGUAUCAAUCUCAUGUCCCAUGAUGUCGACCUGCAACAGGAAAUUUUGCAAAGAACGUUGCAAGAGGUAGCGCACGAGGAAGGCGACAAUGAAGCCAAUCCGUGCGUGAUCUGUCUCGAACCGGUCUCCGAAGCCGCCGUCGCGGUGCCGUGUCGACAUGCAAAUUUCGAUUUCUUGUGUUUGGUGAGCUGGUUGGAACUGAGGAGGAAUUGUCCGCUUUGCAAGAGUGAAGUCACCUCCGUGAGAUAUGAUCUCGAAAACCCCAAUGGGCAUAAAGUAUACCAACUCCCAGUAGCGAGUGCAACAGCAUCCUCGUCCUCUCAUCCACCAGAGGCCUCGUUCCACCGUGCCCCUCGUCGGCCGCGGCGUCCCCGCCCACAACAACCGCCGCACCCAGCGCAAACUUCCGACGACCCCCUUCGUCGCCGCCAGCACAUCUACCGACACCAACUAUACUCCCUGCGAGUGGGAUCCAAUCGCCUCUCGCAGUAUCGCGAGCUAACACCCGAACGGUUCAACCGCGAGGAAGAGCUCGUCUCCCGGGCCCGAAAAUGGAUCCGACGGGAACUGAAAGUCUUUGAGUUCCUCAACCCCGAAACUGAGGAGCCCGCCUCUGGUCGGGUGGCGCGUGCCGGCCCGCAAAGACUCGAGAACCGCCGGGGGAAUAAUGCGGAAUUUCUCCUCGAGUAUAUCAUUGCGAUUCUGCGCACCGUGGAUAUCAAAGGCAGCGCAGGACAGGCGGAGGAACUCUUGCGCGACUUCAUCGGGAGGGGAAAUGCGCGCUUAUUUCUGCACGAGUUGCAGGCGUGGUUGAGAAGUCCGUAUUCGUCGCUGGAGGAUUGGGAUCGUAAUGUCCAAUAUGAGGAUGUUGGGGCGACUGGGGAGCCCGAUCGGACGUCUACGCCGGUGUAUCGGGGACGUGGCAGAGUGUCCAAGCCUUAUACCCGGCGGGGGCAGCAUCAGAGAUCGUCUCGUGAUGCAUUGGCCCAGGCUAGACGGGUGCAAUAUGCACGGGACCGGUAUAUUCCCGAUUGAAUAAGCUACUUGGUGGUGGCUGCCAUGAUGGUGCAUGUAUAUAAGAGAUAGACGACGGGUU